AUGGUGAGAUCAAUCCAAGAAGGAAUCUUGAUGUCUUCAUCUUCUUCCUCCACCACAAGCAAUAGCACCACCGACUCCGACGAUUCCCUCAGCCCAUCCGCCUCCUCCAAAACCUUCCUCCUCGGAACUCUCCGCCCGCCGCCGAUCACCGGCGCGUACAAGCCACUCGCCGUCCUCUCCGCUCACGUAGGCUCUGUAUCCUCCUUGGCCCUCUGCGGCGAGUUCUUGCUGAGCGCGUCUCAGGGGAAAGACAUCAUCGUCUGGCAACAGCCAGAUCUCAAGAUCUUCGCGAAAUUCGGUCAAGGCGAUGGUUCCGUGAAGGCUUUAGUCAGCGUUGGAAGCAAAGUGUUCACGGCGCAUCAAGACAGCAGAAUCAGAGUCUGGAAAGUAUCUCGGAGAAACUCAGAGAACGCUUUCAGGCUCGUCGACACGCUUCCCACGACGAAAGACUAUUUGGGGAAGUUUAUGAAACAGAGCAAUUACGUGCAGACGAGAAGGAACCACAAGCGUCUCUGGAUCGAGCACGCGGAUAGUAUUUCGUGCCUUGCGGUACACGCUGGGAUUAUCUACUCCGGAUCGUGGGAUAAGACGCUCAAAGUCUGGAGAUUGUCUGAUCUCAAAUGUCUGGAGUCGAUCAAGGCUCAUGACGACGCGAUUAACGGUUUGGUCGCCGGAGAGGGAAGAGUUUACUCUGCUUCUGCGGAUGGGAAGAUCAAGAUAUGGGGGAGAGAGAAGAGAAAGAUUGAUUCUUUAUCAUCCUCUUCUUCUUCUUCUUCGUCUUGUGUGCAUGUUCUGAAGGCGACAUUGGAGGGUCGUGCAGAGGUUUCAGUGAACUCUGUGGUGGUUUCCGGUGACGGGAAAUGGGUGUACGGAGGAGGGUCAGAUGGGUUUGUGAUGGGGUGGGAGAAGAGAGAGAAAGGUGGAGACUUUGAGGAGUGGAGAUUAGGGUUUGAGAUGAGAGGACAUAAGAUGGCAGUUCUGUGUAUGUGUGUGGUUGGGGAAAUGGUUUGCAGUGGAUCGGCUGAUAAGAGCAUUGGGUUGUGGAGGAGGGAAAAGAGUGGCAUUCUCUGUAAAUUCGGAGUGAUACAAGGGCAUGAAGGUCCGGUGAAAUGCUUGCAGGCUUCGCCUAACAAUGUUGGUGCUGGAUUCAUGCUUUACAGUGGAGGUCUUGACAAGAGCAUCAGGGUUUGGUGGGUCCCAAAACAAGAAAACACAGAAGAGAAGAAGAAGAAGAAACAGAGUUUUGAGACAUUGUUGAUGAAUAAGGAAUGA
Microthlaspi erraticum is the source of this 1272-nucleotide messenger RNA. The record is from the annotation of a GenBank genome assembly. NCBI's taxonomy places the organism in Eukaryota, Viridiplantae, Streptophyta, Magnoliopsida, Brassicales, Brassicaceae.